Molecule: messenger RNA, 1150 nt
Organism: Symsagittifera roscoffensis
Lineage: Eukaryota; Metazoa; Xenacoelomorpha; Acoela; Convolutidae
Product: replication factor C subunit 2-like
Exons: 5
Coding region: 29-1048 (339 amino acids)
Biological process (GO): DNA-templated DNA replication; DNA repair
Cellular component (GO): DNA replication factor C complex; nucleus
Molecular function (GO): DNA clamp loader activity; DNA binding; ATP hydrolysis activity
Source: RefSeq, a predicted model, not a curated record
AUUGUUGUGAUAAACUUAUUAAAUAGAGAUGGAAACUGUGAAAGUGGUGCCUCCUCAGCAGCAGCAGCCGACGAAGAACAACCUAUCUGUUCCGUGGGUGGAGAAACACAGACCACGUGAGUUGAAAGAUAUUGUGGGAAAUGAAGACACGAUUGAGAUGCUGCAGCACUUCGCACUCAAGGGAAACAUGCCCAAUGUAUUACUGUGCGGAACACCAGGAAUUGGAAAAACGACUGCCAUUCUCUGCUAUGCGCGAACUCUUCUGGGUGGCCUGUACAAAGAGGCCGUGCUAGAGCUGAAUGCCUCAAAUGACAGAGGCAUCGACGUCGUCAGAAACAAAAUCAAAAAUUUUGCUCAGAAGAAAGUGACUUUGAGAGAAAAUCAACACAAGUUGAUCAUUUUGGACGAGGCAGAUUCAAUGACCGAUGGGGCACAACAGGCAUUAAGACGGACCAUGGAGUUGUAUUCAAACACGACUCGUUUUGCCCUGGCUUGUAAUACUUCGGACAAGAUUAUUGAGCCGAUACAGUCGCGUUGCGCCAUUCUGCGCUUCUCUAGUCUGUCCGAUGCACAAAUACUGGCUAGAGUGAUGCAGAUCUGUGAGUUUGAGAAGGUGAAGAGCACGGAUGAUGGACUGGAAGCUAUUGUGUUCACAGCACAAGGAGACAUGCGACAGGCCAUCAACAACUUGCAAUCGACAGUUGCGGGGUUUGAACUUGUAACGAGUGAGAACGUGUUCAAAGUAUGCGAUGAGCCGCACCCGUUGAUGGUAAAAGAAAUGCUGGAUUUCUGCACCAAAUGCGAAUUGAAUGAAGCAUACAAAAUUCUAAAUCAUCUGUGGAAGCUGGGAUACUCUUCUGAAGACCUGAUAACAUCUGUUUUCCGGGUCUGCAAAGGUCAACAAAUGGACGAGAUGCUUAAGUUAGAUUUCAUUAAGGAGAUUGGGUUCACACAUAUGCGAAUUUGCAGCGGAGUGAGCUCGCUUUUACAAAUGACUGGAAUGAUAUCGAAACUCUGUACGAUUUCAGAGCAACAUUACAAUUCGUGAUUCAGACAUUUGAGAACUUUUUUCUUUGAUUUGAGCGAUUGUUUUUCUAAAAUUUUGAUUGUGGAUUUGCUUAUUGUCUUUGAAUUUACAUUAUUUUUAUGC